AUGCCUCUUGAAAACCUUGAAGAAGAGGGUCUGGAAAAAAAUCCAAAUUUAGAACUAGCACAAAUUAAAUUCCUGCUUAGUUUGCCGGAGCAUAAAGAAGACCCUAAUUUGAAAACUAAGUUGCUGGAUGUCAUCAAAGCUGAGAAUAUGGCACCUUUUUAUGAAGAAGUUUGUAGAGAUUUGGAUUGGUCAAUAGAUGAAGCCUUAUUAUCUAAAAUGAAGGUUCAUAAUCAAGAACAAUUAAAGUUAUUAGAUGAAACAAUUGAAGAUGCUGAAAAGAAUUUAGGAGAAAUGGAAGUUCGAGAGGCAAAUUUAAAGAAAUCAGAACACUUAUGUCGCAUUGGAGAUAAAGAAGGAGCUAUAAUGGCUUUUCGUAAAACUUAUGAUAAGACAGUAUCUCUUGGCCACCGCUUAGAUAUUGUUUUUCAUAAUAUUAGAAUUGGCUUAUUUUAUUUGGACCAUGACCAUAUCACUAGAAAUAUUGAGAAGGCGAAAAGUUUGAUUGAAGAAGGUGGGGAUUGGGAUAGAAGAAACCGUCUUAAAGUGUAUCAAGGAACAUAUUGCAUAGCAGUACGUGAUUUUAAAGAAGCAGCUAAUUUCUUUUUGGAUACUAUUAGUACGUUCACAAGUUAUGAACUCAUGGAUUAUAAUACCUUUGUAAGGUACACAGUGUACCUUAGCAUGAUUAGUUUACCACGAAAUGAACUACGAGACAAGAUAAUAAAGGGUUCGGAAAUCUUAGAAGUUCUUCACACCAAUCCUGAUAUUAAGGACUACUUGUUUUCAUUAUAUAAUUGUCAUUAUGCUGAUUUCUUUAAAAAUCUUGCACAUGUAGAAGGACUGUUGCGAAGGGAUUACCUUAUAUUUCCUCAUUAUCGUUAUUAUGUUAGGGAAAUGCGAAUUUUAGCGUAUACUCAACUGCUUGAGUCAUAUCGUUCUCUCACACUUCAGUACAUGGCUGAGGCAUUUGGGGUUACCAUUGAAUAUAUUGAUCAGGAAUUAUCACGUUUCAUCGCAGCUGGUCGAUUACACUGUAAAGUUGAUCGAGUCGGUGGAGUUGUAGAAACAAAUCGACCAGACAGCAAAAAUUGGCAGUACCAAGCCAUGGUAAAACAAGGUGAUCUUUUAUUGAACAGGGUCCAGAAAUUGUCCAGAGUCAUCAAUAUUUAAUUUCAUCUAUUGAUAAAUGAUUCAGGUAAAGGAUUUUGUCAAUGAAAAAAUUAAAUCAACAUUUGGAAUAAUUCAACCAGUAUGUAAAAGUAUACUUUUUAUUGAUAAUUAUAAUGUUUACAAUUUAGCACUGCUAUUAUAGCUUGUACAAUGAUUACUUUGAUUUUAUAAAAAUUAAUACACAAAUUAUUACUACAUAA
Molecule: messenger RNA, 1370 nt
Organism: Orussus abietinus
Lineage: Eukaryota; Metazoa; Arthropoda; Insecta; Hymenoptera; Orussidae
Gene: Rpn7
Product: 26S proteasome non-ATPase regulatory subunit 6
Exons: 5
Coding region: 1-1170 (389 amino acids)
Biological process (GO): proteasome-mediated ubiquitin-dependent protein catabolic process
Cellular component (GO): proteasome regulatory particle
Source: RefSeq, a predicted model, not a curated record